Drosophila erecta is the source of this 1585-nucleotide messenger RNA. RefSeq names its product venom acid phosphatase Acph-1. Gene Ontology annotation, biological process: dephosphorylation. The transcript is spliced from 5 exons. The record is from RefSeq and is a predicted model, not a curated record. Bases 250 to 1518 code for a protein of 422 amino acids. Gene Ontology annotation, molecular function: phosphatase activity. Lineage: Eukaryota; Metazoa; Arthropoda; Insecta; Diptera; Drosophilidae.
UCAACGCUUUAUUUUAGUUUCAGACGCGCUGUGAGUUGCACGCGCUUGCAGCUCGUCUUUGCAGCCCAACGAGCGAUCGAUUGACAACCAGCCAGCAAUUAAGCACUGCAAUUAAACACUGCAAUUAAGCAAACACAUAACAAAGCGAGCGCCAAAAAUCAGCAUCACCCAAAUCCCGUUUUUGGGAAUUCGGCAUAUCGACUCUUCCGGCUUUGUUUCGAUCGGUAUAAAAGGGAAUCAGGCCGCAAAAUGAUAUUCGGUCGGUGGACGCGAAAACAAAUGCUCACAAUGUUCGGCUUGGGAGCUGGCCUUCUGGGCCUGGUGAUUGUGAUCGGUGUGCUCAACAGCGGCGUGUCCUCGAAGGACCUCGGCCGGAAGGAGGCGUCCACAUCGAAGUGCUUCAAGACUCGUCCCAACACCACGCACUCCACCUUGGAAUUGGUGCACAUUGUGUUCAGGCACGGCAUUCGCACCCCAGUGGACACUUAUCCCAAGGAUCCCUACAGAAACGACGGCUUCAAGCCAACGGGCUGGGGACAUGUGACUAAUUCGGGAAAACGGGAACUCUUCGAAAUGGGUCGCUGGCUGAAUCGGCGGUACGGCGAUUUCAUGGGUCCCUAUUACAGACCGGAUCGCCUGCAUGCCCAAGCCACUGCCUCCCCGAGGGCCAUGAUGUCCUUACAAACAACACUGGCCAGCAUGUUUGAGCCACGGGGCACCCCCAUGGAGUGGAAUAAGCACCUCAACUGGCAGCCCAUUCCAAUCGUGUCGGAACCUCUGGACGAGGACUCGCUCCUGCUGGUGCGUACUCCCUGUCCCCGGUACUUUGAGGCCCUGGAGGAGGUCUUCAAGAGACCGGAAGUCAUCGCCGAAACUGAGCCCUACGAGCAAAUGUUCCGCGAGCUGACCAACCUGACUGGAAAGCCGAUCCAGAGUGCCGAGGAUAUCAACUCCCUCUACAUAACCCUCCUGGCCGAACAGGAAUUCGGCUACAAGUUGCCCGAUUGGGCCAAGGACUACUUCCCCGAUCGCAUGCAGUUCCUGGCCGAGCAGAGUUACGUCUACAAUGCGUACACCCCCGAGAUGCAGAAAAUCAAGGGCGGUCCAUUUCUGGGGAGGAUGUACAAGGAGAUGUUUGCCAAGAGGGCGGGAAGCCUGCGGCCCAAGGAUCGCGGAAUGUUCAUAUACACGGGCCACGACUGGACCGUGGGCAACAUCCUUAUGGCCUUGGGUGUGUGGAAGCGCCAGAUGCCCCGGUUCGCGGUGAUGGCCAUUUUCGAGACGCACAGGGAUAGGGAAACCGGGGAAUACUAUGUGGAGAUCUUCCUCCGCAACGACGAGCACGGCUGCCUCGAGCAGCUCCAGCUGAAAGACUGCGACCGCCGUUGUCCACUGGACCGGCUCAUCCAGCUGAGUGCCGACGUGCUGCCCACGGAGCCGGCGGAGCAGCGGUGCCGGCCACAUGACGGGAGCUUCGUGGAGCCACCACCGCGCGUAAUCGAUCAGAAUGGCCGUUAGCAAUUGCGAGAAGCAGUUGCCAGCUCAGUAUUACAAAAGCACAGUGCAAUAAAAAUCCCCAAAAGUA